AGAACUCCAGGAAGUGCCUGGCUCCGACGCGACAGUUGUCACAUAUAGCAUAGCUUGCCAAUACCGGGAAAAGACAGGAGAAACAACUUACAUAAGGAACUCGCUGCCAAUCAGAUUUAUUUUUACUACAAAACUAUAUUUGAUUCAACUAAACUUCCGCAUCACUGGGAGGCUCACUGGGACGUGGUGCGUAAAAGGACACUUCACGCACCAGACAAUUGGAAUGAUAUGACCAUUGGCCAUGUCCAUUUAGCUGAACCAACAUUUAUUUUUUAGAUAUAUGAUAAUAUAGACUAUUUUAUUUGUUGACAAAGUCUGAGAAGAACGAAAAAGGGGAAAGAUGUUCCCUUUGCCUAUGUUCACCCCGGAACAAGUGGCUCGGGUGUGCGAGAACCUCGAGGAGACCGGCGACAUCGAGCGCCUGGGGCGGUUCUUAUGGUCCCUGCCUGAUGCUGUCCCUGGCUCCGCCGGGGAGGCUCUCAACCGCCACGAGUCAGUGAUGCGCGCCCGGGCGCUGGUCGCCUUCCACGGAGGAAACUUCGAGGCGCUUUACCAGAUCCUCCAGAGCCACCGCUUUACACGCGAGUCUCACGCCAAACUCCAAGAUCUGUGGCUGGACGCGCAUUACCGCGAGGCAGAGCGGCUCCGGGGCCGUCCCCUGGGACCGGUGGAGAAGUACCGUAUCCGGAAGAAGUUCCCACUGCCUCGCACCAUCUGGGACGGCGAGCAGAAGACGCACUGCUUUAAGGUGAGACACCAAGCUGAGAGAACUCGUAGCCUGCUCAGGGAGUGGUACCUCCAGGACCCCUACCCAAACCCGUCCAGGAAACGGCACCUGGCCCAGGCCACGGGACUCACGCCCACACAGGUCGGCAACUGGUUCAAGAACCGACGCCAGAGAGACAGGGCCGCGUCGGCAAAGAACAGACUGCAACAGGACCCCACCCACCUGCCUUCCGGAUGCUCCCCUGAGGGUUCUGUCCAGGAGCGCCACUCCCACCACCCCCGCCUGCUGACUGCCUCCCCCUGUCACCCGGGCAGCCCCGAGGCCAGCGACUGCAGCACUGGCACCGACCCUCGGGGCACCGGAGCCUCCACCCCCGACAUCUCCGUCAGCAGCGACAGCGAGUUUGAAUCCUGAGGUCGGGUCAUUGAGUGCAGCUGGAGAGAGGCUCUAAUUGGUUGAGUCCUCAAGGGAGAUGCUAUUAUUGGUUUUCAGCCAGGAAGCCCCGGCCCCACAGAUAUAGAGACAAUAUAGACACUGUAGAAGUACUAUCUGUCUGUGAGUUGCGAUUGAACACAUUGACAAAAGACUUGAUAUGGACACUUGAUGUGGUUGCUAAUGGAAGAAUGGGGAGGGGUGGGGGGUUGGGGAUUGGACCAUUCACAAACACAUGCACUUAAAAUGCACCAUCGCACACGACUGUGAGGUACACGGUUAUGUACAGUGCCUUGCAAAAGUAUUCACUCCCCUUGGCGUUUUUCCUAUUUUGUUGCAUUACAACCUGUAAUUUAAAUGUUUUUUUAUUUGGAUUUCUUGUAAUGGACAUACACAAAAUAGUCCAAAUUGGUGAAGUGAAAUGAAAAAAAUUACUUGUUUCAAAGAAUGGUGCGUGCAUAUGUAUUCACCCCCUUUGCUAUGAAGCCCCUAAAUAAGAUCUUGUGCAACCAAUUACCUUCAGAAGUCACAUAAUUAGUUAAAUAAAGUCUAUCUGUGUGCAAUCUAAGUGUCACAUGAUCUGUCACAUUAUCUCAGUGUAUAUAUACACCUGUUCUGAAAGGCCCCAGAGUCUGCAACACCACUAAGCAAGGGGCACCACUAAGCAAGCGGCACCAUGAAGACCAAGUAGCUCUCCAAACAGGUCAGGGACAAAGUUGUGGAGAAGUACAGAUCAGGGUUGGGUUAUAAAAAAUAUCCAAAACUUUGAACAUCCCACUGAGCACCAUUAAUCCAUUAUUAAAAAACGGAAAGAAUCUGGCACCACUAAUUCAUUAUUAAAGAGAGGGCCACCCACCAAAACUCACGGACAAGGCAAGGAGGGCAUUAAUCAGAGAGGCAACAAAGAGACCAAAGAUAUGCAAAGCUCCACCGUGGAGAUUGGAGUAUCUGUCCAUAGGACAACUUUAAGCCGUAUACUCCACAGAGCUGGGCUUUACGGAAGAGUGGUCAGAAAAAAGCAAUUGCUUAAAGAAGAAAAUAAGCAAACCCGUUUGGUGCUCGCCAAAAGGCAUGUGGGAGACUCCCCAAACAUAUGGAAGAAGGUACUCUGGUCAGAUGAGACUAAAAUUGAGCUUUUUGGCCAUCAAGGAAAACGCUAUGUCUGGGGCAGACCCAACACCUCUCAUCGCCCAGAGAACACACUUGUUCAUCGGCAUGGAUUGGGAAACUGGUCAGAAUUGAAAAAUUGCGCUAAAUACAGGGAAAUUCUUGAGGGAAACCUGUUUCGGUCUUCCAUAGAUUUGAGACUGGGAUGGAGGUUCACCUUCCAGCAGGACAAGGACCCUAAGCAUACUGCUGAAGCAACACUCAAGUGGUUCAAGGGGAAACAUUUAAAUGUAUUGGAAUGGCCUAGUCAAAGCCCAGACCUCAAUCCAAUUGAGAAUCUGUCAUAUGACUUAAAGAUUGCUGUACACCAGCGGAUCCCAUCCAACUCGAAGGAGCUGGAGCAGUUUGGCCUUGAACAAUGGGCAAAAAUCCCAGUGGUUAGAUGUGCCAAGUUUAUAGAGACAUAGCCCAAGAGACUUGCAGCUGUGAUUGCUGCAAAAGGUGCCUCUACAAAGUAUUGGCUUUUUUUUCAGGGGGGGGAUAGUUAUGCACGCUCAAGUUUUCCAUUUGUUUGUCUUGUUUCUUGUCUGUUUCACAAUGAAAAAUAUUUUGCAUCUUCAAAGUGGUGUAAAUGAAAUGAUACAACCCCCUCAAAAUCAAUUUUAAUUCCAGGUUGUAAGGCAACAAAAUAGGAAAAAUGCCAAGGGGGGGUGAAUACUUUCGCAAGCCACUGUAGUACUUUAUGACUGUGCUGCUGACUUGUACAAAGAAGUACCAACUACAAUUCUCUGUCCUGUAGAUUUGGGCUGGAACGUGGGUAGUCAGUCAGUCAGGAGCAAGAACAUAUUCUAUAACAGCAAUAACUAUUCUCAGGCACAUUAUUUAUAGAAAUAAUAUACAUCGUCACAGUCUUAGAGUAAAUACUGAACCUGAAUUAUAAGUCUAUUUUUUUAGUACUCUAUCAUUGAGUACUAGCUUUAAUCCCGUUUCUUAAUUUGCCCCUUUACAAUGAACAAUGCCUUCGGUAGGCUGUUGGUUUCUAACAUGAGCAGUCGUCUGUCAACUCAGAACUGCUUAUGACGUCACUGCCUUAAAAAGGAACUACAGAUUCUCAGUCUACUUUCAUUCCGUGGGUAUCAUAGUUCUGUGGGCAUCACAGCCACACGGAACUCUUGUAAUUGUGAUUCACUUCCACUUAGCCACCGUUCUAAACCAUUACUGUUCCCCAAAGCUAACAGAACAACUUAGGCUAGACUUAGGCUCCAGACAAUGUUGUCAUGUAUGGAAAAGACAUCCCACGUCAUCACCAUACAUUUGCAUUUAGAUGAGAUAAUUUAACAUUCUUCUUCUAUUAUGACAAUACAACAACUGUAUAACUAUGCUGCUUUGGAUGAUGUGUCCAAAACAUGUCCAUUAUAAUAUUAUUCCAACCUGGUAUAUUCUUUAGACUGUUGUAUGAGGCAUUAUUCAGUGUGUGGAAUCCUCUGCACUGCUCUCUCUAGAGAUGUACUUCAUACAUGCGUUGCCUUUCAGAGCAAAACAGUGAGUGAGUGAAUGGGAUAGGAACGAAAUGAAACUACGAAAUAUAAAAGCAAGAUUGAUAAGUAGCCUAAGGGUGAACGUGAAGCACAACUCCUUGAUGUGCCUAUGAACCUUUGAGGACAGAAUAACGACCUGGUUUAUAUAUAUGACUGUUGUAUCUUUAUAUAAAUAUACCCACAUUAACAUCACCAAACAAUACAUUGUUGUGCGAUGUAUUCAUUGGAAAAUACGUAUUUUGUAAAAAUGUGUCUGGUUGUGUAUGAAUUUGGAAUAAAUGAAACAAUGUUGAUCCAAACCUGAUGUCGAGGU
Molecule: messenger RNA, 4117 nt
Organism: Oncorhynchus nerka (sockeye salmon)
Lineage: Eukaryota; Metazoa; Chordata; Actinopteri; Salmoniformes; Salmonidae
Gene: six7
Product: SIX homeobox 7
Exons: 3
Coding region: 341-1141 (266 amino acids)
Biological process (GO): eye development; regulation of transcription by RNA polymerase II
Cellular component (GO): transcription regulator complex; nucleus
Molecular function (GO): DNA-binding transcription factor activity, RNA polymerase II-specific; RNA polymerase II cis-regulatory region sequence-specific DNA binding
Source: RefSeq, a predicted model, not a curated record